UACAUCCUAAAUCAGGACUGUUAAUGGAUUUCAGAGACAACCGAGCGGCGUGUAGAGAUAAACAUGGAGCGAAAUGUUGGGUCACUACAGGAGCAGGCCCUGAAGAGAAAAGAACGGCUAAAAGCAUUAAGAGAUAAACAACUUCAUAGGCAAGAGGAUGGAGAUGAGGAGCCAGAGAGGAAAAAAGCUUCACUAGAGGAGACUGUGGAGGAGCGGCACAGAGAGCUGAAACUGAGGAACUAUACUCCAGAGGAUGAAGAUCUGAAGCAGAGGCAAGUCCCCAAGGCCAAACCUGCAUCAGUGGAGGAUAAAGUAAAAGACCAGUUAGAGGCAGCUAAUCCAGAGCCCAUUAUUGAAGAAGUGGAUUUGGCUAACCUUGCCCCAAGAAAACCAGACUGGGAUCUGAAGCGCGAUGUUGCAAAGAAACUGGAGAAGUUGGAGAGGAGAACGCAGAGAGCCAUCGCCGAACUCAUCCGCGAUCGUCUCCGAGGCAGCGAGGAGGAGCUGGCUGGAGCAGUGGGAGCAGUAGGAGCAGAGGAGGGAGACUCGGACUGAGAUCUGACAGAUGGGAGG
This is a messenger RNA of Thunnus maccoyii (southern bluefin tuna), 573 nucleotides long. RefSeq names its product coiled-coil domain containing 12 (gene ccdc12). The transcript has 7 exons. The coding region runs from base 64 to 555 and encodes 163 amino acids. Lineage: Eukaryota; Metazoa; Chordata; Actinopteri; Scombriformes; Scombridae. Gene Ontology annotation, cellular component: post-mRNA release spliceosomal complex; U2-type spliceosomal complex. The record is from RefSeq and is a predicted model, not a curated record.